This is a messenger RNA of Oppia nitens, 3181 nucleotides long. RefSeq names its product RNA polymerase II-associated protein 1-like. Gene Ontology annotation, cellular component: nucleus. The record is from RefSeq and is a predicted model, not a curated record. The transcript has 4 exons. Gene Ontology annotation, biological process: transcription by RNA polymerase II. Lineage: Eukaryota; Metazoa; Arthropoda; Arachnida; Sarcoptiformes; Oppiidae. Bases 68 to 3181 code for a protein of 1037 amino acids.
AUUAUAAGUUUAUAAUACAUUGUGUUUACGUUUUUUAAGUGAUCUGUCAAUCAUUUAAUGAAAAGCAAUGUCUUCAUCAUUAAAGAGACCGAAAACCAGUGAAACAAUUGAAGAUAUACUGAAACAACAGCAAGAGUUUCUCAAAGCAAAUAAAUUACAAAAGACUGAUGAAAAUGACACCCAUUUGUGUGAUAAUGAAGUGAUUGACGACAUAGACAACGACGAUAAGGAUGCGAUUGCAGACAAUCACGACAUCCCGACAAAGAUUGUCACAUCAAUUGUCGAAAGAAAUGUCGAUAAUUGGCAACAGUUUAUUACAAGUAGUAGUAGUAGUAGUAGUAGUAGUAGUGAUACGACCCGUACAGAUGUGUCAAUUGGUUUCCCGAAAGCACAGAUAAGAGAUAGAAAUUUAGUGCCGAAAAGCGGCAAAAGUUUGUUUGCACAGCAAAUGGCCAAACGGUUUGGCAGUAAUUCAAAAGACAAUAUCAAUGUUGAGUUAACAGACAAUAAGACAAUUGUUGGACACAUAAAAUCAACUAAAAGUGUGGUUACAGGCGUUGGUUUGGGUUCAGACAACUGGAAGAAUGAUAUCCAUAACAUUCGUCAAGAAAAUGAACUAAUGAUUAAUAAAUUGGACUCAAAAGAGAUUGAAGAAAUGCGAAGAGAUUUGAUUACAAAGUUAAGUGAAAAAUCAAUUAACUAUUUAACGAAUAAAUUUAAGAAAAAUGAAGAAAAACAAACUAUUGAUGAAACGGCAAAUGAUAUCGAGAUGAAUGAUACUAUUGAUGAAAAUGAUUUACCAAUUAAGCCGACAGAUGUAGAGGAAAAUAAAUGGCUUCACAUGGAUGUCAUCGAACCUAAGAAGAUGUCGUGGAUUGGAAAUAUCAAAGAAACCAAUUGUAUGAUUAAUGAUGCAAAACAAGUGAUAAGUUCUACAGAAAAGACAUUUAACGCCAGAUUUGAUUUCGAGGGAAACCUAAUUGACAAAAGUGUGUCCGAUAUUGAUGUCCAUUCGGGUCUAUUUCAUCACCAAUUGGAUGAAUCGAGUGCUGGAUAUACGAUACAAGAGUUAUAUACUUUAAUUCAGAGUACGUUUAGUUCACAAAAAGUGUUAGGUCUUCAAGUAUUAUCUAAAUUGUUAACCAAAGCCUAUAAUGGCUUAUAUGAUGAGUGUUUUGAUGAAAGUCUUAACAAACAAUUGAUGCAAAAUUCGGCACUUGUUUUGGUCACUCGUCUCUGUCUCGAUGACAACACUGGUAGUGUCUGGAGAGUAGCCAUCAGCGCAUUGCACGCUAUGUUAUGCAAUACACAAGUCGAUGAACUGUUCCUCGACAGAGGUUUUACGCUAUUCACGCAAUGUCUUAAACAUGACAAUAAUGUCGACAAUCUUAAGCCAUCGUAUGAUUCAACAAAAAUACAAGAGUUAAGUGAUGAAGAGCUGUUGAAAUUGGAUAUAAUUUACUGUUUAGUAAAGAGAACAUCUUUGCUUCAGAGGAUCAGAUAUUUGUUAGAGAUUAUGAAAACUCAAUUGGAUUUGAAAGCAAUCAAUGAUUUGUUGGAUAUAUUAAUACGAAUCGCUAGACAUUCAUCUGAAUUAAGACAUGAUAUGAUGAACUGUCCCUAUCUUUUUGAAAGUAUCCAACAUUUAAUGCCAGUAACAGUCAUGUCGUUGACGAAUACCACUGAUGAUAAACCAAAUGCAAAGGCCAUUAAAUUAAUACGUGUUUUGACCAGUGAUGACAAUCAUACAGUAAUUGUCAAUACAUUAGUGAAUACAUUUCCACAACUAAUUGAAUCGUUAAAAGUUUAUUUAACAUUAAAUCCCGAUAAUUGUCUGAACAGUCGUGAGAUUCUUGAGGUGUCCAUUGAAUCGCUUCGACUUUGGAUUACUUUGAUGUCACAAAAUUUAUGUGUAAAUGAUUUUUGGCAAAUGUUUCCAAUUAUUAUUAGACAACUUCAGUACUGUUCGACACUGGAUCUGAUUAGUCAUCAAAAUAACUUUGAUCUUCAAUACGCAUCAACACUUGUUUUUGCAAUUAAGACGUGUGUUCAUCAAAAUCGUGAAUUUAAAGCAUUUAAUGAAUUAAUUUUAAUGACAGCAAUGAAAUGGUUAACUCUUAUCAAAAAUACAGUUAUUGUUCCCAAUUUUGAUGCAAAUCUAUGUCUGUUAUCUGUCAUUGAAUACCUAUUGAUAUCCAAAUAUGAAAUACAAUUAUUGCAAACAAUUAUUUUACAAAUACUUGAAUCUAAAACUUUUCAAAACAAAUUAUUAAAUUUAUUGAUUGAUAAUUCAAAUUUGAUUAAACUAAAUGCACAGUCUUGCGGAAGAAAAAGAGAUUCAUCAAACCUACCAUCAUAUGGAUCAGUCUAUAAUCAAACUUUAGAUACAGUUCCCAUUUUGAACAAUGAAUCACCUAUUUUUCAAAACAAAAGUUUCACAAUUCUUGAGAUGACUGAUUGCCUAACGUUUGUGUCAUUAGUUAUUAAACGACAUAAUAAUUAUUACAAACAAAUGAUUUCUACCACUUCUGUCUUAUUUUGUUUUAUUUCAUCCGUAUUUUUGACAUCAGAAGAAAUGUUUUUUGAUGAAACGAUACAAAAGUUAAUGUUUGGUAUUUUGAAGAUAUUAUUAUCAGAUGGAAUCAAUUGUCAAAUCCAAGAUAGGGUUCCAUAUUAUGAAACCUGUGGUGAUUUUUUUGUUCGUUUUAUGGAUCAAUUUGAAUCAACAUCUUAUGGCAACAAAUUAUUUAUCAAUUAUUUGCUUGUAUUUUGUCAAACAAAAUGUAGUUCACUAUUCAGGACUAAACUAUUUACAGAAUAUUUAACAACUCUUAGAAUAAUAAAGAUUUCAUUCAAUGAGAUAUCGAUUCCGAUCGACAACUUUCUGACACCAAUUGAAUCCGAUUCGCAAACAUUGGAGUCCUAUAUGAAAGCACUACUUUGUGGUGCACUUCAACCCAAUGAUAGUCCAAUAUUAUACUUGAUUUGUAUUCAUCAUUUAAAUCAUAAUCUUUUUAGGCAAACAAUCACUGAUAAAAUAAUGAAAAAACCUGAAAAUAUGAUAUUUGAUCGACUAAUUAGAUCGAUUCAUAACUCGAAAAAUGUUUUAUUAAAAGAGCAUUUACUUAAAUAUUCACAUUUUGAUCCAAACAAACCAAAUGGUUUAGCAAUCCAUUUGUGA